AUGAUUAGUAUAAAGAUAGGGCAUUACAGUAAUACCCACAAGCUGCUUCUUGUAGGAGAAGGUGAUUUCUCAUUUUCUACUUCCAUAGCCAGAGCUUUUGGUUCUGCUUCUAACAUGGUUGCCACUUCUUUAUUUCACAAAUAUUUCAGAAGUGCAAAGAUUAUGUUAAGAAAAGGUGGUGAAGUUCAUGUGACUCACAGAGUCGAUCAUCCUUAUAACAAAUGGGAAUUGACCACAUUGGGAGAAGAGGCUGGUUUUACAUUGAUUGAGAAAUCUUUGUUUGAUAAGUAUGAAUAUCCAGGCUAUCAAACUUUUCCCAUCUCUACUAGUUUUACCUUCAAAUUCAUCUGCUUAGAUUUAGAUUUACUAAGUCUUAAUAAUCGACUUCUUAAAUGA
Messenger RNA from Impatiens glandulifera, 396 nucleotides. RefSeq names its product heavy metal-associated isoprenylated plant protein 41-like. Bases 1 to 396 code for a protein of 131 amino acids. Gene Ontology annotation, cellular component: cytoplasm. The record is from RefSeq and is a predicted model, not a curated record. Gene Ontology annotation, biological process: rRNA base methylation. NCBI's taxonomy places the organism in Eukaryota, Viridiplantae, Streptophyta, Magnoliopsida, Ericales, Balsaminaceae. The transcript is spliced from 2 exons. Gene Ontology annotation, molecular function: rRNA (uridine-N3-)-methyltransferase activity.